AUGGCGACCUCCGUAGAAGAGGUCAAGCAGUACCUAGGACAGCUGGAUCUGUCUCCAUGCCCUAUAGAGACUCCGGUGUUGGCUGCUCAACGGGCAGCAGUCGUCCCUCGUUCACUCAUUGACGUGAAUUUGGCAGACCGCGAAGUCUACGAAUUAUCUACACAGGCCUACUUUGCAAGAGAGGCUGGCCAUAUAUCUAGACUGAACGACUUGCUCAAGGAUGGACGCAACCUAUUGUCCAGACUCUACUCCUACCGCAGUUUGGCAAGAGCCAUCCCACAAGUACAAUCCGAUCAAAUCAACAAGACAGAAAUGUAUAUUCGAACAGUCCGAAUUCUCCAGCCUGAAAUCGCCAAAAUGAGAGCAUUUCUGAGCUUCCGUGACAGCGCCGUACAAGUUGUCAGUGAUGUGUUUCUGUCGACCGUCCAGGACAUUCAAGAACGAGAGUUCUUCCCAUCCGUCGCAUUCCUAAACACGCUGGCGGCCGUGUUUGAUCUGUUUGUCGUAAUGGAUGCCAUGAAAUCAAUUAAGGGAUCCAUGAACAAUGAUCUUUCCACCUACAAACGUGCUCUAUCGGACCUGCAACGAAACGGAUUGGCUGAAGAUGAAACGGCUAUAAAUCAUGUCUUGUAUCUCUUCCUUGGACAGCAAGAUCAGUUCAUCAACGAAUUGAAGACUGCCUUGGUUACAAUCUCUGGAUUUGACGAGAUUGUUCAAGAUAUGAUGUACCACUGUCAGUCUGCCCUCGAGUCAGGUCAAUACGUACUAUGCGAGACCAAGCACAUGUAUUUGAAAGCGAUCGCGAUGGGGUUAUUUUUGUUGGAUGACAAGGGUGAAGAGAAGGACAUAUACAAGAGGAAGAAGCUUAAAAACACACCAGUCAUUCCUCUCUUUGGAGACAUGCCGGUCUCUUUAUCUCAAAUUUACGGCAAGGCACCACAUAUUGGAUUUGGAAAGUGGGAAGACCCAGAUCUAGACGCGAAAGUCGCCCUAUCAAAAGCGUACACUAUUACUGCUUCCAUUGCCAGUGUUCGUGAAGAUUAUCAAAAGUUUGUUCAAAACUUUAAGAGAUCUCUCAACUUGAGCUCGAUUGCUAUACAAAGAUAUGGAAUUCUACCACCGGAAGAAAAUGCUGCGUUGUACGAGUUAGCUCUUCAAGGUCUACGGUUAUUGUCUACGUGGACAGCACGAGUUCUGGAACAGAGUGCCUGGAAAUACGCGAAUCCUGUACAUCCGAAUCCUGAAAGUGGUAUUCCAUUGAAUGCAUUGUCUUAUGAGCUGGCUGUGAGAUACAACUACUCUAAGGAAGACCAGCGAGCACUAGUAGAGAUGAUUUCCAUGAUCAAGUCUUUGGCCAACCUUUUAUCAAAGAUUGACCGUGAUCAGAUGCAAGGAAUAUCAAACCACAUUUAUGCUGAGAUACAGUCAUUCAUGCGAGGCUCAGUGGGUGAACUCCUUGCUCAUAGUAUCAAGAAGAAACGAACCAUUGGAAGUGUGCUUAAACACAUACGGGACAUUGGCCUAGAUGGACCAUACGAUGACAAUGCUGUCGCUGGCAAAGGCCCACGACCACCACCGUCAGAUUUGAAAAAGAGGAAAAAUGCCACGAGCUUGACACAAUUGCAUUUUAUUCGAUGCUUGCUCGAUUUUUGUUUCAAUGAAAAGGCUAAGGGUAUGAAGGGCGGUCUCAUGCGAGAAAAGGACUUCAAGGACGCCCAAGUCACCGAGAUGCAAUCGUUUAUGGACAAGAGUUACUUUUUCCCAUACAUUUUGGACUUUACGAGUAUGGUCCAACGUGCCAGUGAUCUAAGUGACUUGUGGUUUAAGGAGUUCUAUUUGGAGUUGUGCAAGCAAGUCCAGUUCCCGAUUAGUAUGUCUUUACCGUGGAUUUUGACUGAGACUGCCUUGGAAUCAAACAAUCUUGAAGUCAUGGAGAACAUAUUUUUCCCCUUCGACAUCUACAAUGAUGCAGCCAAUCGAACAUUGAAUUCGUUGCGGUCCAAGUUUGUCUACGACGAGAUAGUUGCCGAAAUGAAUCUUUGCUUUGAUCAGUUUAUCUUCAAGAUGUGCCAAAAGAUCUUUGUUCAUUACAAGAAAGCUGGAGCAGUUAUGGUUUUGCCUCCAGAAAUCCGACUCGAGUUGGAAGCGCAAUUACAAAGCAGCAAGGAUACUCCUUUCAGCAGUUUCAUAUCCAUCUUAAGACAACGGGAAUUGCCGAUAUUGGGCCGUGCUCUCAAUAUGACUGAAUUGAUUGGCCAAUACAUGAAUCAAUACCUGAGAAGGAGCAUUGAUGUAGCAAUCAGUCGAUACGAGUCGUCUGAUCUUACUUACGUUGUGGAAUUGGAGACUUUGCUAGACUGUGCACGUGCCACACACACUCUUCUACUUGAAGCUGGUCUUCCUCUUGAUUCAUUCGACAGCAUGUUGCUAGAAAUUGAUGAAACUGUGUCUCUGACUUGUGUCAAUGGACGAAUUCUCACACAUACAAUUCAAGAACUGAUUGAUGACUUGAUCCCCAAUUUUGCGUAUAACUCUGUCACAACCAGAUACGUACGAGGUCCAGUUUCGUAUGUCCAAGAACUUGCUAGACCUCCCAUGACCAAAUCACCACCCAUGUAUUUAUACGGACAAAAGAGCAUCAUGACCGCCUUCAAUGCUACCCAUGGAUUAUACAAGGAUUUUGUUGGACAUCCUCACUUUUCGGCAGUUGCGAGACUUGUUGGUCACAAGGGUCUUCCUCUGAUUGUUGGAGAGUUGUUUAGACAUACUGACAUGUUGGUACAAAACACUAUGACUGCCUACAUCAAUGCCAUCUUCAAAGGCAUUCCACAAGCCUUGAAACUGCCUUUAUUCGAAUACGGAACGGCUGGAACCUUUGAAUACUUUUCGGCUCACUUGAAACCACUGUUGUCAUACAAGGAUCUACGCCCUGAAGUCUUACAGGCCUUCAGAGAAGUUGGAAAUGCCAUUCUUACCGUUCGUAUCUUGGAGGAAGUUAUAACUAGUGAGGAUACAUGGACUCGUAUUCAGACCGUUGCCAUCUUGAACGAUACUACCGAGAUGCCUGGUAGUAUAAACUCCAUCAAAGGAUUGGAUGAAGUGCUGCAUACCAAUGAACAUGUUAUGCCCUUUGGAGUGUGGGCCGAUAAAGUGGAUCAACUGUACAAGUUUGCACCACCAUCGUCACUAUUACAGCCAUUCCUUGUUCGGCUCAAGGCUAGACUUCAGCGACUCGAUGCUGAAUGGAAGGGUGAUAGUGCAAUCCCUAUUCUUGAAUCGCCCCGGGCUUUCUUCCGUAUCUGGUCGGCUCUUCAGUUUGUGUUUUGUAAUGUUCCUGCUGCGAAUGAAGCCGGUACACGAGCUAUUUUUGGUGAGGGCUUGUCAUGGGCUGGAAUGACCUUUAUUCAUUUAUUGGGACAAGUUGGGUACUUCAACGCAUUGGAUUUCAACUUCCAUACUCUAUGCGUCCAACGUCAAGACAAACGCUUGCAACAGCAAUUGGCAGUUCCUGGAGGUGCAGGAGGAUUACUGAGACCAGAAGUUUCGAGUUUCUUGGAGUCAGCUAACUUCUACAGCAACCUAAAUGAUGAGAUACAAGACUACUUGUCAUGUCUCUUGGCAGAUUCAUAA
Molecule: messenger RNA, 3630 nt
Organism: Synchytrium microbalum
Lineage: Eukaryota; Fungi; Chytridiomycota; Chytridiomycetes; Synchytriales; Synchytriaceae
Exons: 24
Coding region: 1-3630 (1209 amino acids)
Biological process (GO): regulation of translation; regulation of actin filament polymerization; cell morphogenesis
Cellular component (GO): SCAR complex
Molecular function (GO): small GTPase binding; RNA 7-methylguanosine cap binding
Source: RefSeq, a predicted model, not a curated record